Messenger RNA from Engraulis encrasicolus (European anchovy), 5150 nucleotides. Its product is annotated as YTH domain-containing family protein 1-like. Gene Ontology annotation, biological process: mRNA destabilization. Bases 354 to 2585 code for a protein of 743 amino acids. Lineage: Eukaryota; Metazoa; Chordata; Actinopteri; Clupeiformes; Engraulidae. The transcript has 8 exons. Gene Ontology annotation, molecular function: N6-methyladenosine-containing RNA reader activity; mRNA binding. Gene Ontology annotation, cellular component: cytoplasm. The record is from RefSeq and is a predicted model, not a curated record.
AAGAAGUGGUUUGGGCUGUGCAAUUACCAAGGAGGGUUGCAGAGAGGAAAAAAAGAAGUAAAGUAGUCGUUUGCACAUUUGAACAAAAUCUAUGAACAUUUCUGGAUCAAUCGACUGAAGACAUUUGAAAAUCUGUUGGUGGUAUUGGAAUUCUGUGAUCUCAGCGGCUUUCGAAAGAAGACAGCUAUUUGAACUGUGAAAGUUGAUGUGCUUUACUGUUAGCUCCAACCAACAAGCUACGUGCAGCUGUGAAAAAAUACUUUGCUUGCCGCUAGAUAGUGAACGCCACACGGAGCUGGGAAGACUUUUGCUGGCUCCGUUCUUGUCAAGGGGCUUGCUUAUGAAUUAACGUUAUGUCUGCCACAAGCAUUGACUCUCAGAGACCAAAGGGACAGGCAUCUAAAGUACAGAAUGGCUCUCUCCAUCAGAAGGAUGCUGUGCAUGACAGUGACUUUGAACCGUACCUGCCUGGCCAAUCUAAUCAGAGUAACAGUUACCAGUCCAUGACCGACCCUUACCUCUCCAGCUACUACGCCCCGUCCAUUGGCUUCCCGUACCCGCUGAGCGAGGCGCCCUGGUCCACCGGCGGCGACCCCCCCAUCCCCUACCUGACCCCCUACGGCCCCCUCAGCAAUGGCGACCACCACUUCCUGCACGGGGGCGACACGGUGUUUGGGCAGCCCGGCGCGGCCGCCGCGGCAGGCCUGGGCAGCAGCAUCUACCCGCCGCACCGCUUCAACUUCUUCCCGGAGAACCCCGCCUUCUCGGCCUGGGGCACCAGCCCCGCGGGAGGGGCGUCCCAGACGGGGCAGACCCAGAGCUCGGCGGCGGCUGCGUACGGCGGGAGCUACAGCUACCCGCCGAGCUCUCUGGGCGGGACGCUGGUGGCCGACGGGCAGAGCGGUUUCCACAGCGAGACGCUGAGCAAAGCGCCGGGCAUGAACAGCCUGGAGCAGGGCAUGAUCGGACUGAAGAUCGGGGCGGGGGAUGGGAUGGGGUCCUCGGUGGGCGGGGGAGGGGGUGUGAAGGCGGUGGGGUCCGUGAUCGGCGGCGGCGGCAUCGGCGGUGGUCCCUCUGUUACCGCCGGCAACAACGGAACUCCCAUCGGUAUGCCGCCGCUGUCAUCCAAGCCCACCUCGUGGGCGGCCAUCGCCAGCAAGCCGGCCAAGCCGCAGCAGCUGAAGCCCAAGAGCAAGGCCGGCAUCAUAGCUCUAGGGGGCGCCCUGCCACCCCCGCCCAUCAAACACAAUAUGGACAUCGGCACCUGGGACAACAAGGGGCCCGUGGCUAAAGUGGCGUCGCCCCCCCACCAGGAGCUGCAGCAGCCCCCAUAUAACCACCACCAGCACCAGCACCAACACCUGCCGUCCCACCCCCAUCACCACCCCCACUCCCACCUCCCCCCGCACCACCACCAUCAGCAUCAGCAUCAGCACCAGCACCAUCACCCGGAGCAACAGCAUCAGCAGCAUCAUCAGCAGCAUCAGCAUCAGCACCAGGCUCCGCAGCCCAUGCCCAACUCCCACUCCCACUCCCUAUCCAUGCAGCCCCCGAUCCAGCAGCCCCAGCUGCAGCCGCCCCCUCCCCAGUCCAUGGUGCAGCCCCAGAUGCCCCCUCUAACCAUGCCCCCACCGCCCCAACACACUCACACACACACACACCAGCCCCCCAUGCAACCCCCUCCCCAACCGUACCAGAACCACACCCAGCCCCCGCUGCCCCAGAACCGGUGGAUCGCCCCCCGGAACCGCAACCCGGCCUACGGCAGUGGGGGGCUGGAGGGCGGUCCCCUGCAGCUGGGCGGGGGGGUUCUGGGUGGCGGAGGUGGGGUGGGUGUGUUUGGUUCUGGCGGCGGUGUUGGUGUCGGUGGUGUACCCGGGUCGGGCGGACCCGGCACUGGACCUGACCUGCUCCCGCACCCCGUCCUGGAGAAGCUACGCUCCACGCACGCCUAUAACCCCAAGGAGUUUGACUGGAACCUGCGCGGCGGCGGCCGUGUCUUCAUCAUCAAGAGCUACUCGGAGGACGACGUGCACCGCUCCAUCAAGUACUCCAUCUGGUGCAGCACCGAGCACGGCAACAAGAGGCUCGACGCCGCCUUCCGCUCGCUCGCCAACGCCGGCGCCAAUGGCAACGCCAAGGGCCCACUGUACCUGCUCUUCAGCGUGAACGGCAGCGGGCACUUCUGUGGCGUGGCCCAGAUGCGCUCCCCGGUGGACUACAGCACCAGUGCGGGCGUGUGGGCGCAGGACAAGUGGAAGGGCAAGUUUGACGUGGACUGGCUGUUCGUCAAGGACGUGCCCAACAGCCAGCUGCGCCACAUCCGGCUGGAGAACAACGACAACAAACCCGUCACCAACUCACGGGACACGCAGGAGGUGCCACUGGAGAAGGCGAAGCUGGUGCUGAAGAUCAUCGCUGGCUACAAGCACACCACCUCCAUCUUCGACGACUUCUCCCACUACGAGAAGCGCCAGGAGGAAGAGGAGGAUGUACGCAAGACCAUGCCCAUGCAUCCAGACUCUGCACCCAUCCCAAAUAGGUCUAGACUGGACCAGGAGCGCCAAAAUAGAAAUAAACAAUAGAAGACUGUUUCUCCUUUACGCUUCUUCGACAACUGUACUGAGGACUGACAUUUCUUUUGAAGAGGAACACAAGAAGAAAGAAAAACAAUUGGAAAUCAAACCAUUUAUUUUCUGUUUUUGUCCCUUAUUUAAAAUCGUGGUGAAUUUUUGGCCAGACUGAUUUUUGGUUUGACUCGCGCUCUUUUUCGCUCCAGGUACCUCUUCUUGUUGCAGGGAUCUAACAAGCUGAGUCUGUGUGAAGCCUGAAUCACACACCCCUUUUCUUUUUUUUAUUUUGCUCAGAACAUUUGUUUUUUUCCCUCUUCCUGGCUCAGUUCAAUCCCCCCCCUCCUCUUGCCUUCCGUUCCCCAAAUCAGAGAAUCAGGGUUAACGUCACCAAUGAAGCGAGUCUUAUCUACCAGACAUUGAAUCUUCCUUCUCUCUCCUCCCCUCCCUCCUCUAUGUCUAUCACGGAACUGAUUGUACUGCCCAUUACGUCCACCGUGUGGCAGUGUUGCCAUUCUCCAGAGGUUGAGCUGUGCGUGCCAACGGGGACUCAGGGUUCCUCAUCCUCAUCAUUGACUCAAACAAACAAACAAACAAACAAUCAAACAAACGAACGGGAAGAGAUCCAACGUCUCUGAUUCCAGCCCUUUUAUUCUUUUCUUUUCUGUUUGUUUUAUCGUGCUUCGAAAAAGAAAAACAAUACAAGUGUAUUUAUUUACUCUGAGCCUUAAGGUUUUAUUUUUUCCUGUACUUUGCGAUGACUCUUAUAAUUAUUGAGAAAAAAAAACAAAAGAAACUGACAUGAUCUGAGCGGUCAGGAGCAAUCAGGGACGCUGAGAGGGCAACGUUCAAAGUUCACCGACCUUUUGGACAAUUCAAGGCAAAGAAGACUGUUGUGUUCAUAGUGGGAUUUCAUGUUCAGAUCCUGGUGUUUUACAGUUGUGUUGACCCACCCUUGUGUAUGUGCGUGUGCGUUUGUUUGUAUGUUUGUGUGUGUGUGUUCCGCAUUGUGAAGACAUUGUGUGUCUUUGAGGAGAAACAAUGGUAUGUGAUCAGAAAACAAUGUUCUAUUUUAGUUGGAAAGUAUGUAGCAUACACAAAACAUAAAAAAACAUGAGAUUUUAUCGCUAGAAAAAAUUGUGAUGACUCUUUGCCAUGUUGAAUGCCUGUGUUCAUAUCUUUCUUCACUGUUAAUUAUAAAUCAGCGUUUUUCUGUUUCUGCAUUGUUAACCAACUCCCCUUCCUCUCCACACUUCGCACCAUUUUUGUGCUCUAUAUAAUUGCAAGUUUGUCCUUUUGUAACGCUUUUGCUCUAAUGUAGCUGCUUCUAGCAAUGGUGAAAGCCUUACUUGUAACCUUAAAGAAAAGAAAACAAUGUAAAUGACGUCUAACUUGGGCAAGGAUGACUAAGUGGUAGGUGGUGACACUUUGAGUUUGUUUUGUUUUUGUUUUCCUUCUUUUGGAUGGAAAAUGCUGCUAGUCCCAUGUACUGUUCAGAGUUGAUCAUAUGUGCGAUGGUUAGGGCUUGAGUUGAUUCCGAAUAGGUUAAAGCGACACUACAUCAUUUCUGGAAAUAGGCUUAGCCUACACCUCACCUUGAGUUAAAUAAUUGAGUUUUGUAUUCCUCCUGUUCUUCCAGGUGUUCGAAUUGUGAGUCGAGUGUAUCGUUGCAGUCUUAAUUGUAAUUAGGUUUGUGUCACGAUUCCUGACCUACGGUUUGAUACACCCCACAAUUGCUGAAAUGUAUCUCAUUUGAAGCUUGAAAGCAUUAUCACAUUUAUUCAUAUGGUUCUUUUCUGGACUGAAGGAUAACAAAACUUUGAAAGGGUGUAUCGCGAUACUGUCUCCUUUCAUCACGAUACAGUACCGUGACUCUGAUUAUCACAAUUUCUCGGUUAGAUCCAAUAUCGUUACAGCCCUAGUUCCAAUCAAGCAAUCAUCAUUAAUCUUAUGCGAUUCAAUUAUAUACACUGCAGUUCAAAAGUUUGGGGUCACCCUUGUUUUUCCCAGUUACUGCAAUUCAAGUUGUAGACAUCUAUUAGAUAGCUUGAAAUGGUAUGAAGCUAAGUACUGAACAGCCAAAGGUGAGACAAAGGUUUGAUUACCCAGCAAAUUGGUUAAACUGGACAGAUAAGUGAAAUCUAACCAACAUGUUUCACGAAUGUAUUACAUGCAUGUCUUAAUCCAUUUUUCUACAGACAUUUCAAAUUCAAGACAAAGAAACUGCAUGAGUUUCUAGCCAGCAGAUGGAACCUAAUGGGACCUAUUAAUAUGAAUUCACGAUCUAUUGUCUCUGCCAUGUUUCAGUUUCCAGGAUUUGUGUAGCCAGAUGAAAACAAAGGCUGGAAGAACGAUAGAAAGAUGAAACUCAAUUGUUCUAUUGAAUGGGAGGUGUAAAAUCGGCUCAUUUCCGGGAAUGGUGCAGUGUUGCUUAAAAACAGUGGCAGGGAGACUUUUUUUUUUUUUGGACUGGUAUGACAAGUGAGUUGGCUGUGACAGAUCAUUGAGAAGAGAAAAGAAGCAAGGUACCUGUUGUAAAACAAAUAGGCACCAUCAGGUUAAUAAAAGAAGUCUAUUGAG